Hylaeus volcanicus is the source of this 1538-nucleotide messenger RNA. It is a transcript of the gene Bub3, whose product is annotated as mitotic checkpoint protein BUB3. Gene Ontology annotation, cellular component: kinetochore; bub1-bub3 complex; mitotic checkpoint complex. Gene Ontology annotation, biological process: mitotic spindle assembly checkpoint signaling. The transcript has 5 exons. Gene Ontology annotation, molecular function: ubiquitin binding. The coding region runs from base 356 to 1336 and encodes 326 amino acids. Lineage: Eukaryota; Metazoa; Arthropoda; Insecta; Hymenoptera; Colletidae. The record is from RefSeq and is a predicted model, not a curated record.
UUGAAUUUAUACAAAAUGUCGAUAUUUCUUUGCACAAUUUCUGUAAUGUGAAAAUCGUUAAUCUAAAUUUCAACAUACAGUGAUUUAGAAGUAACACGCUCUGGGGAGUUACACCAAUUCUUUGAAAUUGUAUUUAUUUGUAAUUUUCAAAUUAAAGUAUCAGUGUUCAUGUUUAAGUUUGGUGGCUCGUUUACGUUAUGUAUUCGAGUGGGUGUCCAUAUCUUCUAGAAUAUUUAAGUUUAAUCACAAUCGAAUAAUAUUUAGCAUAUCAUUAGUUAAACAGUAUAUAAAUCGCUACUCCGAAUAAAUAUAUUGUGGCUUUAUCGUUGAGAGAAACGACGUUUUACUUAGAACCAUGGAGUCUCGGACGGAAUUUAAAAUAAAAUCUCCUCCGACCGAUGCCAUUUCGGCGGUGGAGUUCGGACCGAAUUCAACACAGUUCCUUCUUGUCUCUUCAUGGGACAGCACAGUUCGGUUGUAUGAUAUUCAUGCCAAUACUAUGAGAUUAAAAUAUAAUCAUGAUUUGCCAGUUCUAGACGUUGCAUUUCAGGAUGCUGUUCAUGCUUAUAGUGGAGGUUUGGGAAACACUUUGAAGAUGUACGAUAUCAAUAGCAAUUCUGAAUCAAUAAUGGGAACACAUGAUAAACCAAUUAGAAAAAUUGAAUAUUGUGCCGCGGUAAAUGCAAUAUUAACUGGUGGAUGGGAUGCUGCAGUAAAACUUUGGGAUCCUAGAACACCCACAUGCGUAGGUAGUUAUUUACAACCAGAUGUUGUCCUCGCUUUGUCCGUGUGUGGAGAUAAAUUUGUAGUUGGCACAGCCAAACGAAAAGUUUGUAUUUGGGAUCUGAGGAACAUGGCUGGCAUGUUUCAAAGACGUGAAAGUAGUUUGAAGUAUCAAACACGUUGCAUUAAAGGCUUUCCUAACGAGCAAGGAUAUGUUCUUAGCAGUAUAGAGGGUCGCGUUGCUGUUGAAUAUCUUGAUACUACACCAGAGGCACAAAAAAAGAAAUAUGCUUUUAAGUGUCAUAGGAUUAAAGAAAAUAACGUAGAACAUAUAUAUCCAGUGAAUGCUAUUAGUUUUCAUUCGACAUAUAAUACAUUUGCAACUGGUGGUUCGGAUGGUUAUGUAAACAUUUGGGAUGGUUUUAACAAAAAGCGCUUGUGUCAAUUUCAUAGAUAUAAUGCUGGCGUUGCUGCCCUUAGUUUUAGCCACGACGGUUCUGUACUUGCUAUAGGAGUAUCGUAUUUGAAUGAAGCUGAAAUUCCACCAGGAGGAAAAGAUGAAAUCGAAAUUUAUAUAAGAUAUGUAAACGACCAAGAAACCAAACCAAAAUAAUAUCAUAUUUAUGUAAAAUAAUUUUAUAUAAAAUAGUUGACAACAUUUCAAUUGUAUUCUGCUUUAUUAAAGCAGUAAAAAUUGGAUGCUGAUGACUUUCCAUAGAAUCUGAUCCUUUUAUAAUGUAUAUAUUUACAGUUGUGUAUUUUACACUUUUAUAAAUCAAUUGUAAACUAUUCAGAAUAAAUAACCUGUUCAGAAU